CAGCAGCCCCAAACAGGAACUUGGGCCAGCCCCGUCCUUGCCGCCGCCACUCUACUCUAAACGCCUUGCUGUUACCGCUGCUGGUGCACCAUCUGCCCACCGAACACCCACUGUGUGGCAUCUUUAGCUUCUGAUUCCACUGCGCUACGCCCCUGUAACUUGGAAUCUUUCCCUGCCUGUAGCACCCGUAGCCAGGCGCCCGUCGAAAGAUGUUGGGUGCCGAUCAUUCAUGCCCGUCUGCCCACCCACGCUUCAUUUUUAUUUCUUAUUUUAUUUUAUUUCUUUCAAUUAAUUGCUCUUUCUUUCUUUUUUUGCUUGCCCGUUCUGCCGGAACGUUUCUUACCCUGCCGCUCCGUGUUAUUUCACUGCCAUACUUCUGACACUUCUCCCCCUCUCAUCCUCUCAUCCUCUUACACCUCCACAUCUCCUCCUCCUCCAACAACGUCACUCGUUUCCUUGUCCUCCCUCGGUUUCUUUCCUUUUGGCCUCCUCGUCUUGGCUUUUCUCUUCUCAUAUAUCUACUGUUUCGUCCCUUGCUUUUUGAAUUUUGCUUCCCAAUCCGCCUCAUUCCGAUAUACAACGGAUUGAGCCUGUGGCAUACUUCUUCAUUCUCUUCCUUCUCUUUACUACCACUUCCAAACUAGCAGAACAUCAGCGUUGAUCGCCUUGUUCUACUAUUGCUUUCUUCUUCUUUAUACACUCUUUCUUACAAACAGCAUUAUCCGAAGCCGAGCUUCCACCUUCUUUUUGGCAUUCAUCCAUCUUUGCUUUUGCUUAUACGACCAAGACUACGAUACGAUUUGACACGACAACCACAGACAAACUAUACCAACUCACAUUAUAAAAAACAACAAUUCAAAAUGAAAUCAUUCAUUGCGUCUGUCGCCCUGGUCCUUGGCCUGGCGUCUGCUAGUCCUGUUGUCAUCAACUCUAGCAUCACCCCCGCCAACAAGGGCAUGGACCUGCCCAUCAUCAACGCCAAUGCAACUGGCAUCAUCCCCAACCGCUACAUCGUCGUCUACAAUGGCACCUUCAACCACUCCGAGAUCGAUGCCAAGGAGGCCUUAUUCGCAGCUUCCAUCCAAAAGCGCAACCUCAAUAAGCGAGGCCUUGCCGGCCUCCCCCUCUCCACCUCCAUGAAGUCCUUCAAGCUCAACGACUGGAGAGCUUCCGCCCUCGACGCCGACGAUGACCUUAUCCGCGAAAUCUUCAACCACGACGAAGUUGCCUACAUUGAGGCUGAUACCAAGGUUAGCAUCAACGCUGCUGUUGGUCAGGUCAACGCCCCUCCCGGCCUCAAGCGUCUUUCUUCCACCAAGCCCGGUGCCAAUAGCUACAUCUUUGACGACUCUGCCGGCAAGGGUAUCACAGCUUACGUCGUCGAUACCGGUGUCCGCGUUACACACGAGGACUUUGAAGGCCGUGCUGUCUUUGGCGCCAACUUUGUUAACAAGAUUGAUACGGAUGAAAACGGUCAUGGCAGCCACGUUGCUGGCACCAUUGGAGGUGCCAAGUUUGGUGUCGCCAAAAAGGUCAACAUUGUUGCUGUCAAGGUUCUUGGUGCCGAUGGUGGUGGCCAAAACUCCAACGUUCUCGACGGCAUGCAGUUUGUCAUCAACGACGUCCAGAAGCGCGGCAUUAAGGGCAAGGCCGUUAUGAACAUGUCUCUUGGUGGUGCCUUUUCCAAGGCCGUUAACAAGGCUAUCGAGAACCUCAACCAAGCUGGUGUUGUCCCUGUUGUUGCUGCCGGUAACGAAAACCAAGAUACUGCCAACACCUCACCUGGAUCAGCACCCAACGCCAUUACUGUCGGUGCUAUUGACGCCACCAACGAUAACCGCGCUUCCUUCUCCAACUUUGGCAAGUCGGUUGACAUCUACGCCCCUGGUGUCAAGGUCCUCAGUGUUGGCAUCAAGUCCGACACCGACACCAAGGUCCUCAGCGGCACCAGCAUGGCCAGCCCCCAUGUUGCUGGUCUUGCUGCCUACUUGAUGGCUCUCGAUGGCCUCACUUCGGCUACCGACGUCGACAAGGCCAUCAAGGCUGCUGCUCAGAAGACUGGUGCCAAGGUCAUCAACAAUGCUCAGGGAACCACCAGCCUCAUCGCCAACAACGAGACUCCUUAGGUUUCAACGCCGACGAUAUAGAGCCUAUCCACGGGCACAUUGUGCAAGCUGUAUAUACAUUACUUUCACGGGGAUCGGACGUGGUAGGACACCAAGGGUAGAACAAGAAUUUCAUUUCAGACUUAUAUAGAUCUUCUAUUCUUCAUCUUCAAGAAAAACGCCUUUUGGCAUUUUCAUUUACACUAGGAGUUCACUCAUGGGACAUAUUAAACGGUUACUAAAAAGAUUCAUAACCAAGAAAUGUAUGCUUUCCCGCGCUGCAAAAUCAGAGUUUCAGGUUCUGAUCCAGCAACACUGCUCAGACUCUAACGAUUAGACGUAAGCAAUUGAUAUAAGCACUUCUUCGGCACAACCACAGUCAUGAAAGGACUAGAUUGCAAUUUGACAUCCGUGCUAAGAGAAGAGAAAACAUUCAAAACCACGGCAGAACGCGAUCAAAGGGUGAAAAAGGGGGUAGUCAUUAUCAGUAAUAAAAGAUGGUAGUAAUGCGCAGCGGGUGCGAUCCUGACGCACUGUCGCCUGCUCAGACGCUGAAAUACAUGUCGGCUGUUGAUCGAGAAAAAGAUUAAAUAUGAUACGUGUCAAACCAAUAUAACGCGAAAAAUAAAAGGGUGGGAAUCGUAAUGGUGAUUACAGCUCGUCGUGGCCGCCAAUGAGCUUCUUGAAGCCGGUGAUUCGGAGGAUGUCGGCGUAGGUGCCGCUGAAGUCGGCGCCAAAGGCCCAAGCGAGACCAACCUGUAACAUCAUGUUAGGAAACGAAUUGGCUUUUGAUAAUGAACAACACAUACCAUGAGCGCGGUCAAUGCGGUCAGCGAGAUUGCCACAAUGAAGAACAUGACAGCACCCUCUCCAGGGUCCGUCGGCGACUGCUCCGACUGCUUCUUGUUGUUGAUCUCGGUGAGCUUGGUGGGGUCCUGGCGGGGGUAUAAUGUCUCAAUAAAUUGCUCAAUCUAAGAAGUACAAGUUAAUAAGCCUGUUCAACUGGAUCUGUUGUAUCAGUUUAUACCUUGGCGCAUCGUCCGCUGAUGGCGAGGAAGUUGGGGUCGCGCGGGUCGUUCUUCUUGUGAAUGCGACGGACAUACUUGCGGAAGACCUCGCAGACAAGGAACAAGUUUUGUGUCGACUGCAUCAUGAUCUCGCAGGCAUCGCCCUUUGUGAUCUUGACGUUCUUCUUGAGCACAUCGGGGUUGCGGAAUGUCAAUUCCAGCGUAGCGAUGGCCAUGGUUUGGGGAAUGGCAACAAAGUUGAAGCAGCUUUGGUCGCGCAUACCAGCCAUGUAGAAGAUGCACUCUUCAACAUGCUUGAGAGCAUCCAAAACCAUGUGGGAGAUACAGUUGAGAGCCUUGUCCUGCUUGCUGGGUUCAAACAGAUCCUCCCACUUGUCGACGUGCUGGCUCCAAAUCUCCUUGGGGUACCAGCGACGGCCGUCCUCCCAAUCCUCAUGAAUAUCACGGAUGAUGUUGGUCUUUUGCAGGAACUGGCCCAUGGACUCGGUCAAUGAGGGACGCUCAGCCAGCUUAGGAUUGGCAAGCUCUGAUGCAACAAAGAGACGGGUAAGACCCUCGCCGACAAGGCCAGCGACGUAGUGGCAGUAGAGCUCGUACUCCUCGAUGGUCUGAAUACCGUUCUCAAUCAUCUCCAUGUUGGAAACGUAGUCAGCCAUGCCAUUGCCCAUGCGAAUGGUCAUGUCCUUGAUAAUCUCGUAAUAUUGCGGCUUGAGCUUCUUAAGCUCGGUGAUAACGACGUCGAAGCUUUCGAGGAGAGCACGGUCCUUUUCCUUGCUCUCGUGGAACUGCCAGCCGUCAAUCUCCAUGGAGUUGUGGAAUUCUCGCAGCAGCGGGGUCUUCUUCUCAAGUGGAAUCGUCAUGUCAUCUUCAAUUGUAUCGAGACCGCGCAGGACGAGGUAGAAGAGUGUGAUAGGGACGAGGAGUUCGUGGUUAAGCUCUUGGAUGACGGUAGCAAAACUGCGGCUAGUCAAGUUGAGGAAGCGGAAGCACUCCUUAAGCUCGGGG
[Torrubiella] hemipterigena is the source of this 4138-nucleotide messenger RNA. The record is from the annotation of a GenBank genome assembly. Lineage: Eukaryota; Fungi; Ascomycota; Sordariomycetes; Hypocreales; Clavicipitaceae.